Messenger RNA from Leptonychotes weddellii (Weddell seal), 661 nucleotides. NCBI's taxonomy places the organism in Eukaryota, Metazoa, Chordata, Mammalia, Carnivora, Phocidae. The record is from RefSeq and is a predicted model, not a curated record.
UCCUCGUUUUUAAGCAUUGAUUGUUAGAUUGGGUCUUGACGUCAGUGCCGGGACAGUUAAAGCUAGAUGUUGAGUAUGGCGUGUUAGGCCAAAGUGGGGAGAUAGCUUUUCGUUGAGGACGGUACUGACAGGUGAUCCAGUUGAUAGCCGUUGUGAUGAUGGGGAUUUCUUACUGAAUUAAACCUUGAAGUGGGAGUACAUGAGCUUUUUAAUCCUGAGCAAUUGCUACUGAGUUAGCUUUUACAUUCCUGCUUUUGGUCAAAAUACACUCUAGAGCUAAUGUUGUAUUCCAGCUGGUGGUUUUCCUGCCUGCCCUGUGUCGUAAGAUGGGGGUUCCCUACUGCAUUAUCAAGGGGAAGGCCAGGCUGGGGCGUCUGGUCCACAGGAAGACCUGCACCAGCGUCGCCUUCACACAGGUCAACUCGGAAGACAAAGGAGCUCUGGCAAAGCUGGUGGAAGCCAUCAGGACCAAUUACAAUGACAGAUAUGAUGAGAUCCGCCGCCACUGGGGAGGCAACGUCCUGGGUCCGAAGUCUGUGGCUCGCAUUGCCAAGCUGGAAAAGGCAAAGGCUAAAGAACUGGCCACCAAACUGGGCUGAGUGGAUGCUGUUGAAUUUUCUGUACAUAAAAGUAAUAAAACGUUGUCUUUCAGCCAGUGUCA